AUGCUCUGUGGAAGUGUCGUCUACGAGAAACGCCUGAUUGAGCAGUACAUAAAUGAGAACGGAACUGAACCGGGCUCUAGCGAUGAACUCUCUACGGAAGACCUGUUGCCGCUGCAGUCAUCGCGUAUCGUGCGCCCGCGUCCGCCUACCCUGACCUCGAUCCCCGCCCUUCUUGCCACGUUCCAGAACGAAUGGGACUCCCUCGCCCUCGAGACUUACAACUUGAAGGAGCAGCUGUCCCGGACGAGAGAGGAGCUUGCCACGGCGCUCUACCAGCACGAUGCUGCCAUUCGUGUCAUCGCGCGACUGACCAAGGAGAGAGAUGAGGCCCGUGAAGCGCUCGGGAAAGUUACGGUCACAGAUAACGGUGCCAACGGGGAUUCUAUGGCUGUGGACACAGUGGAAGGCCUGCCCGAGGACUUUGCGACUGCUGUGGAUGAGACGCACGCGAAACUCUCCCAAGGUCGCCGGAAGCGUCCUGUUCCUGAGGGCUGGGCCACAGCUGAUGUUCUGUCUACGUUUGAGCCGCGAACGACAAACGCGCUCCCCGUUCCACAGGCUACAUCGUUGGACACAAGGGGUACUACCGCUGCCAUUGGUGGGCUCAAGGGCGACUUGGCCAUGUACCUGUUUGACUCGGACAAGCUGGGCCAGCAACUGUCGGUCGGAGAGCCGGUCACUGCUUCUCUCACGACAGAGAUCGGUGUCGUCUGCGCCACGGCCCAGGGCUCCGUCAAGGUCUACCAGGGAGACUCGCUGACCGCUGAAGCUUCGGAGCAUGCUGGCCCCGCGACCGGCCUCAGCCUCCACCCUGCCGGCCAGAUCCUGGCUUCGGUCGGGUCGGAUAAGUCAAUCGUUUUCUACGACCUUGCAUCUACGAAGCGCAUUAGCCGUGCCUACACGGACUCGCGUAGCGUGUCCGGCAAGAUCAAGCUCUUUAUGACCAAGACGCUUGAGCAGGCGGCCGAAUUCGACAUUGGCGCCCCGGUUCAAGCCUUGGUCUUCUCCGAGAAUGGUUUCUGGCUGGCAGCGACGGCUAAGGGCCAGACGACGGUGACGGUCUUUGACCUGCGCAAGGAGGGUGCUGCAGCGACAGCCAAGAUCCUCGAAACGGGUGGUGCUGUGCAGUCGUUGUCCUGGGACUACACAGGCCAGUUCCUUGCCACCGGAGGCCCCUCGGGUGCCACGGUGCAGCAGUACGCCAAGUCUAGCAAGAAGUGGAGCGAGCCUUUCCGCAGCUCUGUACCGGCCGUGGCAAUAAGCUGGGGUCCAUCUGCGCAAAAGCUGGUGUCUGUGAAUGGGGAGGGAGUUGUGACAGUCUUUGGCGUUAAGGAGUAA
Messenger RNA from Geosmithia morbida, 1338 nucleotides. Its product is annotated as pre-mRNA-processing factor 19. Gene Ontology annotation, biological process: mRNA splicing, via spliceosome; DNA repair. The coding region runs from base 1 to 1338 and encodes 445 amino acids. The transcript is spliced from 4 exons. The record is from RefSeq and is a predicted model, not a curated record. Gene Ontology annotation, cellular component: Prp19 complex; cytoplasm; U2-type catalytic step 1 spliceosome. Gene Ontology annotation, molecular function: protein binding; ubiquitin protein ligase activity. Lineage: Eukaryota; Fungi; Ascomycota; Sordariomycetes; Hypocreales; Bionectriaceae.